ACUGUGAAGUUGACACAGUGUGUGGAGAAGCUAUAUGUCAUCACAACCAGUAUGUCACCUGCCAUGUCAACCGCUGUGGCACCUGUGAACCUGUGUUCCGAGGCUAUGACAACAUCACUGUCAACUGCACCCAGUGUAAGACUGCAAACAGAUCUUCUGUGGCUUAUAUCUCUUAUCUGCAGUGGGAUUGGCCUUAUAUCAGUAUGAUUUUAGACAUUUAGGCUUGGACAUAAAUUAAGUGGUUCAAUUGCUUCCUUUGUAUAAAUUCACACACAUUACUCUGUAGGCUAUGUCUAUCUGAUAUGAGUAAAUUUGGAAUGAUAUAUGAAAUUGGAAAUAUCUCAUGUUAUUGAACUCUUCAUCAGUGACUCCCAAGUGUCGUCUAAUACACCUGGAGAUGUUGAGCAAACACAGGACAGGAACCAUGUUAACUGGGGGGAGUUUAGGGACAAAGUACCAUCCAAACUGUGAUGGAGCUGGUAUGUUCAGACCUAAACAGUGCAGAGAGGAGGACACCAAACUAUGCUGGUGUGUUAACAAGGCUGGAGUCCCAGUCUCUGACAAGACACAUGACCCCCUCAAAUGUGACAGGCUGGUCACAGUCCAUGUCAUUGAUAUUCAAUUCACAUUUAAAGUGGAGUUCUCACCUGUUGCAAAAACCAUGGAUGAGAUACGAAGGCAGCUGGUAUUAAAGCUGGACAGGGAAUAUACGCUGGAUAAAACACAGAUCCUAGACAUAACUGUGCGGGAACUGUACCAAGUAGUGUCCAUCCGGCUGACUGACGACAGGACAGACAAAGAGCCAGUGGACAUAGCAACUGUGGCCUACUACAUUGAGAGAGAUUUGAAAAGCAACACGUUUGGGUUUGAGGUGGACGGCCGGAGACUAGAGGUGGCGAGGGACUCCGUCAAGGUCCUAUUCUUUCACUAUGACCACCAACACAUGGACAUGAUGACCAUCAAUCCAGGCUUUGCUGCCCUCAUCCUCAUCAUUGCCCUGGCCAUUAUCAUUGGUGUUUCUGUGUCUGUGGUGGUACAAAGGAAAGCUCUGCUGGAGAGGAGAUUCCAGUUUGAAGUCAUUGAGGUUCAAGGGCAGAACAACGACCUGGAACAGCAAGAAGCUACCAUGACCUACUUUGUCAUGUGACAUACUUUAUCUUUGUUGGUUAUAGUAGAUUUGUUUAUUUUUUUAGUUGUCACUCAGUUCAUUUAUAUGCAAAGUUGUUGUCCAAUUAUCUCUUUCCCUGACUGAAACAAUAGUCAGCUGCACAUUAUGGAAAUAUUGUAAUUGGUUGAUUUCUUAACGUGGAUUCUAAGCUGUUGCUUUAAUGAAAUAUUAAACAAGAAUUGACCAUGGUUGAAAAAAAAAUCAAUAUGUACUUUAUUUGAAAUAAAAAUCAGAAUUGUUUCAAAUUGUUUAUUUACUUCAAGAGGUGAUACUUAGGUUAUGGUAACAGACCAUAAUACAAGAUUGUUCAUUUGUUCAGAAAGCCAACUUACUUUAACAGCUGCAGAAUUGAAUACCAAACAGCUGGCUACAUCUAGUCCAAA
Oncorhynchus keta (chum salmon) is the source of this 1551-nucleotide messenger RNA. Its product is annotated as epithelial cell adhesion molecule-like. The transcript has 7 exons. The record is from RefSeq and is a predicted model, not a curated record. The coding region runs from base 344 to 1147 and encodes 267 amino acids. NCBI's taxonomy places the organism in Eukaryota, Metazoa, Chordata, Actinopteri, Salmoniformes, Salmonidae. Gene Ontology annotation, cellular component: membrane.